AACAUACACAAAACUAGCAUGUUAAGUUUCAAACCUAACAUACAUAAAAAAGGGCAAAAUUCUAUAUUGAUUAUCAUUGAGGAUAAACAAUAGUCAAAUGCAAAUAGGUAAGGUAUGAACUGUCCUCAAGCUGUCACCCUUUGUAGGCAUUCAUUCAUUCAUUCACAUUCACAUUCACAUUCAGCUCCAUCCAUCCAUCCAUUGUACACUCUAGAAAACUAGAAUACACCUUUUUUUCACAGCACAGCUAAAAAGUAGUGAAUAGAGACAUAACAUAACCCUUCCGCACACUACCUCUCUCUCUCUCUCUCUCUCUCUCUCAAGACCAUCUUCUUUCACACAGUCCUUUCAAAAUUUGAUAAUGUAAAUCAAAAUCACACAAAAGGAAAAAGUCUACUCAAAACAUAUCUUAAAAAAUUAAUCUUUUGAGUCACCAAAAAAGUUCUACAUUCCAUGGCUUCAUUUGGAAGUUUCUUCUUCUUUCUCAUCAACAUUUUCUUCCUUCUCACAAUCUCUUCUGCAGAAGAUGCAUUUGUUCCUUAUGAGUUUGAGGUUUCCUACAUCACUGCCUCUCCUCUUGGAGUACCCCAACAGGUUAUUGCUAUCAAUGGUGAGUUUCCAGGUCCUACUAUUAAUGUAACCACAAACAACAAUGUUGCUGUUAAUGUCCGAAACAAAUUGGAUGAGAAUCUUCUUAUUCAUUGGUCUGGGGUUCAGCAAAGGAGGAGUUCAUGGACAGAUGGUGUUCUUGGAACAAAUUGUCCUAUUCCUCCUAAAUGGAACUGGACUUAUAAUUUUCAAGUGAAGGAUCAGAUUGGAAGUUUUUUCUACUUUCCUUCACUUAAUUUUCAAAGAGCAGCUGGUGGAUUUGGUGGUUUCAUCAUAAACAAUCGACCGGUCAUUUCUGUUCCUUUUGAUACUCCACAAGGAGACAUUGUUGUUUUUAUCGGUGAUUGGUAUACGCGCAAUCACACGGAUUUGAGAAAGGAUCUGGAUGAUGGAAAAGAUCUUGGCAUGCCAAAUGGUGUUCUCAUCAAUGGAAAAGGACCUUAUAGAUAUAAUGACACACUUGUUCCUGAGGGCAUUGAUUUUGAACAAAUUGAUGUUAAACCUGGAAAAACUUACCGACUUCGUGUACAUAAUGUUGGAAUAUCAACAAGUCUGAAUUUCAGGAUUCAGAACCAUAACUUACUUUUAGCAGAAACCGAGGGGUCAUAUACAGUGCAACAGAACUACACUAGCUUAGAUAUUCAUGUUGGACAAUCUUAUUCUUUUCUGAUAACCAUGGAUCAGAAUGCAAGUUCAGAUUACUACAUUGUAGCAAGUGCCAGGUUUGUGAAUGAAUCCCGUUGGCAGAGAGUUACCGGAGUUGGUAUCUUGCACUAUACAAAUUCCAAGGGGAAAGCUAAAGGUCAUUUACCACCAGGUCCAGAUGAUCAAUUUGACAAAACUUACUCGAUGAACCAAGCAAGAUCCAUCAGAUGGAACGUAUCAGCAAGUGGUGCUCGUCCAAAUCCACAAGGAUCUUUCAGAUACGGUUCAAUCAAUGUGACAGAGAUUUAUGUAUUAAAAAAUAAGCCACUAGUGAAAAUUGGUGGAAAGCGGCGAGCAACACUUAGUGGAAUCUCUUAUACCAAUCCUGCCACUCCACUCAGACUUGCUGACAAAUACAAAGUAAAGGGAGUAUACAAGCUUGAUUUUCCUACAGAGCCUAUAACUGGACCUCCUCGGGUAGAAACAUCAGUAAUCAAUGGAAGUUUUAGAGGAUUUAUGGAAAUUAUACUGCAGAACAAUGACACCAAGAUGCAUACCUAUCACUUGAAUGGAUAUGCAUUUUUCGUAGUAGGGAUGGACUUCGGUGAUUGGUCUGAGAACAGCAGGGGCACAUAUAACAAGUGGGAUGGAAUAGCUCGUAGUACAGCACAGGUUUAUCCUGGUGCAUGGACAGCAGUUUUGGUCUCCCUCGACAACGUUGGAAUUUGGAAUCUAAGAACUGAAAACCUUGAUUCAUGGUAUCUUGGUCAAGAAACAUACAUCAGGGUUGUCAAUCCAGAGCCUACAAACAAGACCGAGCUUCCAAUGCCAGAUAAUGCUCUUUUCUGCGGCGCCCUUCAACAUAUGCAAAAGCCUCAAAAAAUUACCUCGGACGCGUCAAUCAAUGGAAAUGGGCUGAAACUGUUAUUCACUCUGGUGAUGUUUGUUUGUGCCAUAAUCAACAUUUUUCAGUAAAAGCACAUUCUAAGUUCACCCUCUAUUAAUUAGUUGCUUAAAAGAGUUUGGCUUGUUGGUGAGUUAUUCUUAAUUUUUUUUAGUCUUGUUUAUAUCUUGCACUGAUUUUGAGUUGUAUUCUUGUUAUUAGCUUAAUGUUCUGAGGCUCCCAGUUUAAUUAUUUGGGACACUUGUAAUUCUUUUAAUGCCUAUAAUUGUUGUAGUAAUUACCAAUCACAUUCUUGAUACAUGAAACUUGCCAACAUGGUUUCCACUUCAUACUUUA
Molecule: messenger RNA, 2494 nt
Organism: Trifolium pratense (red clover)
Lineage: Eukaryota; Viridiplantae; Streptophyta; Magnoliopsida; Fabales; Fabaceae
Product: monocopper oxidase-like protein SKU5
Exons: 9
Coding region: 454-2229 (591 amino acids)
Cellular component (GO): plasma membrane
Molecular function (GO): oxidoreductase activity; copper ion binding
Source: RefSeq, a predicted model, not a curated record